This is a messenger RNA of Pocillopora meandrina, 462 nucleotides long. Lineage: Eukaryota; Metazoa; Cnidaria; Anthozoa; Scleractinia; Pocilloporidae. The record is from the annotation of a GenBank genome assembly.
AUGUCUUCUCCCAGCUCCCAAGCGAUAGCUAGACAUAAAUUCAGGUACCCUAUCGGAGACACAUACGAUGGGGAAUGGAAUAACGAUGGCAGAAAGCACGGAAUUGGUGAACUUACCCUGGUCGACGGAACGAAAUAUACUGGACAAUUUCAAAAUGGGUUUUGCCACGGACACGGUGUUGCGAAGUUUCCCGACGGUUCCCUGUACGAGGGCGAAUUCGAAAACGGAAAAUACCAUGGCUAUGGAGUUUUCACGCGAAGUGAUGGGAUGCGCUUUGAAGGCAGGUUUCAGAGUGGAAGAGUCGAUGGCGAAGGCCGAAUUACCUUCCCAGACGGGAGCCAUGGGAGACCUCGACAAGAAGGCUAUUUCAUGGGAACUGAACUUGUAGAGAGACAUCGAGUGAACGAAUCAGUUCUCAAAGCACAACAGGCUCUUAAAAUGGCUCGAAAUAUAACGAUCUGA